CCCCCACGGGUAGGAGCAGAUUAGCCCUUGACUUGGAUAACUGAAAUCACGGCGGGUUUCCGGUAGAACGUGAUUUGCUUGUCACCCUUCUGAACAACUUCGGCUAUUUACCUUCUUGUGUUUGCCGCUGUCAUAGCAACGCCCACCUGAUCAGCAGUAAGCGCUGCUCAGCUGAGCGGAUCAACAGCUGACUGAAGGAACAGUGACGCGAGGCAGCGGCAGCGUGAAACUGAGAUUUGCCAGCUACUGUCCGUGCUUGACGAUGCAUCGCGCCUAUCAACCGGUCCUUCCCAGUGGAAAUAAGUAUUUACAACAGAAAUGGGACAAAGCGUAUUACGACGAGCACAUAAAGAAGGUAAAAUCGGCAAAGCCUAUGGUUAACACAACUACUCCACAAACAUAUGGACAUCUUCACCUGAAAAUGAAAAAACUUAAGCUGCAGGAGGAACGCCUUUCUAUUAUUGAACGAGACAACAACCUGCUGCUAGAGAAGAUGUCUUACAUAAUGAGGACUUCUGGGCGUAUUGACAACAAAAAUGAAUAUCAGAGCAAAAGUUUAAACAAAGAAAAGCGACAAAGGGAACUACUCCAAAUCACUAAGGAAAACCAGCAAAUCCUGGAGCGUAUCUCCCAGUGUUGGCCGCAGUACAGUACUGAAAAGUGGCAGGAGGACUGGGAGAAGAAUGAGAAGUACAUGGACAGCAUUGCCCGCUAUCCUCGGGGCUGGUAUGAGGAGAUGCACAAAAAGAAUAAAAUGAGAUCUUCUGCAAGAAAAGCAAAUGGUGCAGAGGUUAAAACAAGUGACGAAGAAACUAAUCAAGAAGAAAAGCCUGAUGAUUUAUCUAGAGAAGAUCAGAAUAAAAAAUCUGAAGAAAUGAACAAAGAAAUAGAUGAAGAACAGCGACAUGCAGAGACGGAGUUGAAAAAGCAACAUGAAGUGAUGCAGGAUUAGUGGACAGAGAGUAACCUGUAGAAGAACGCUUUACUCUUAUCAUGUAUUAUUGAUGAAUAAGAAUUACAAAAAUGUGAAGGCACUGACUCUCUAAUGUUACUAAUUGUUUCAUGAUUUCACAAAAAAAAAAAAAUUUUUUUUUUUUCUUUUUACCUGUGUCUCUCUUUCUCUUUCUUUUGGGUGGGGAUUUUGUUUGUUUGUUUUUUUUCUAUUUUUCCUUUGCUUUUAUUACAUUUAAUUUGAUGUAUCUAGUACAUUUUAAUAUUUGUCAUUAUUAGUAAAAUGCUAUUGUAAUGUUCUGAUUUUCAAAAAUUAAGUAUAAAAAAAUUAAAAGGCAGGUCAGCUGUAAAAAUUGCAAUUAAUGCCUUAAAACAUGAAUAUUUUAUAUGAAGUGUUGUGAGAAUUACUGUAUAUUUUAUAAUAAAAAUAUAAUGGAAAUCUUUAUCAGUAUAUUCCUAAAAAUGAACAAAAAAAAAAUUAGAUACUUUACUGAUCUUUAAAAAUAUACCAAUGAAGGAAAAGCAAAAUGUUAAAAAAAAAUUUUAUUGCAAUUCCAGAAUAUCAUUGAUGGCCUUAGUUUUAUGUAAUACAUUGUUUAAUUAGCUUUAUUGUUUUUUAUUUCCUUUAGCAAUUUCUUCACUAUACUUGUUUAUAAUAGCUUAUGUAACUUAAGCAACAAACAGACCACAUCUGAAAGCUUUUUAUGUGUUUCACUGUGUGUAAUUGUUUACAUAUUUAAUAUCUCAUAAAUAAUACAAAUUAUUAUUAAUAAAUCUGAGUUUACUGAAAA
This is a messenger RNA of Erpetoichthys calabaricus (reedfish), 1742 nucleotides long. It is a transcript of the gene cfap97d2, whose product is annotated as CFAP97 domain containing 2. Lineage: Eukaryota; Metazoa; Chordata; Cladistia; Polypteriformes; Polypteridae. The record is from RefSeq and is a predicted model, not a curated record. The coding region runs from base 263 to 952 and encodes 229 amino acids. The transcript has 5 exons.